GUCUGAUGAUUUGGAUUAGAAACAUCCGAAAUGGCCUCCAUUACCAGGACCGCUACACUUCGUCCGACGGCUCUUGCCAGUCAAACUGGACUGAAAGUGCAAUUACCAUUGGCGGCGGAUAUAUUUGGAAAGAUGUGUACGCAUUUGCGGCUGAGCAUGGUCGUAUUGUCGUUGGCGGAGAUGAUCGCACCGUCGGUUCGAUAGGAGGAUAUAUCCAAGGUGGUGGUCACGGACCUGCAAGCCAUACCUUCGGUCUGGCAACAGACCAAGUCCUCGAAUACCAAGUUGUGCUUGCAUCCGGCGAAAUCGUCACAGCCAAUGCGUGUCAAAAUGCGGACCUAUUCACUGCUUUGCGCGGUGGAGGGGGAGGGACAUUCGGUGUUGUCGUAUCUGCGACAAUCAAAGCACACAAGACGCGUCCGGUUCUCGUGCACCAGGCGGAAAUUGUUCCGCUGGAUACAGGUAAUAAUGGCAAGAAUGCUCUCUUGAAUGUGACUGCGGAGCUCUUGGCGCGAUUUCCUACCCUCUUGGAUGCUGGGUUUGCGGGGUAUGCCAAGUUGAUACAAGCGGGCGAGCAGCGAGUUUAUGAGCAUGUUUUCGUUAACCUGCUCGAAAGCAAUACAUCUGCUGCUGUUCAACAUGCUAGGCAGAUUAUGCACAAACGGGUUGUGGAGGACGUGCUACUUCCAUUGAAUGGCACCUCGCUGUUCGUCAAAUCGAGCUUCCAGUUCGUUCCCACGUUCGGGGAGUACACGUCAGGCGUUGGGAGUAAGCAGGAUUCUGCCGGGCCGGGACUUAUGAUGGCGUCCCGCUUUUUCGAUAAGAAGUCAUUGCAUGAUCAACAGGAAGGUCUUCUGGAUAUGCUUCAUAUAAUGUUCUCUCAGAACAGCACAAACAGCACAGGGGCACUGCCCUCGGCAUCAAUGUUCGAUUUUGGUUUGAUUGGUGGUGGGAAAGUGCUCGAAUCGGCGCCGCAUACCUCUGUUAAUCCAGCAUGGCGAAAAACGUAUGGCCUUGCGAGGUACAUUGAUAUUUGGCCGGAUAAUGCGGACUUCCGCGAAAUCCAGCAGAUCAACGAUGGGGUUACAUUCCAGAAGCAGGGUGCCAUGAAGGCGCUGACGCCAGGUAUGGGAGCCUAUCUCAAUGAAGCUGAUGGCGAAAACCCGGAGUGGAAGGAAGAUUGGUUUGGGGGCAAGUAUAACUGGCUCAGCUCCGUUAAAGACAAGUAUGAUCCGGAGGGAGUGUUCUGGUGUUGGCGAUGCGUUGGGAGUGAGGGCUGGGAAGAGGUGAAGGGUGGGACAGUGUAUGGCCCACUUUGCAAAGUAAAGUGAGAUAUUGCCAUGGCUGUUAGAACGUUGAAGUGUAUAAUUAUUGUAGGUUAUGCAUGAAUAAUACUAGAGUUUCCUUUAGUUCCAGAUACGUUGAAUCAG
Messenger RNA from Aspergillus versicolor CBS 583.65, 1430 nucleotides. RefSeq lists its product as uncharacterized. The transcript is spliced from 2 exons. Gene Ontology annotation, molecular function: oxidoreductase activity; FAD binding. The annotation marks the transcript as partial. NCBI's taxonomy places the organism in Eukaryota, Fungi, Ascomycota, Eurotiomycetes, Eurotiales, Aspergillaceae. The record is from RefSeq and is a predicted model, not a curated record.